Larimichthys crocea (large yellow croaker) is the source of this 2407-nucleotide messenger RNA. RefSeq names its product metaxin 1a (gene mtx1a). Gene Ontology annotation, cellular component: cytoplasm; SAM complex. The coding region runs from base 50 to 2104 and encodes 684 amino acids. Gene Ontology annotation, biological process: mitochondrion organization. The record is from RefSeq and is a predicted model, not a curated record. The transcript has 14 exons. NCBI's taxonomy places the organism in Eukaryota, Metazoa, Chordata, Actinopteri, Sciaenidae.
AUCUGUCGUUUGGUUCACUUUUUCAACACAACUUACCAGAAGACGAAGCAUGGCGGUCUGGGACGAGGGAGUCCUCUGGGUCUUUGUGGUCUUCACGUUCCUGCUGACAGGUGCUGUGGGUCCACAUGUGAAGUAUCCACCUCCUGUUUGUGCUGUGAAGGGGUCGACCGUCACCCUCCCCUGCACCUUUGAACCACUAAAGUCCUAUGAACUGGAUGGAAAAGAGGUUUUUACAAAGAUCGUCAGAGUCCGCUGGUGUCAGAACCAUUUGAUUUGUCAUGAGUCAACCCCGUCUGUGUACGACAGUGACUCAACGAACAACGACCCUCGUUACAAAUACCUCGGAGACAUGACGGGAAGCUGCACGUUACAGAUCACAGAUAUACAGAUGGAAGACAGCACGACGUUUCGAUUCAGAAUGGAAGCUGAGCACAAGAAAGGACAUUUUACUGAACGAUCAGGAGUGGAAGUCACUGUCACUGACGAUGUUCAGGUGAACGUUACCAGCUCCACAGCAGACUUCAGGGCAGGUGAAGCUGUCACUCUGUCCUGCACUGCUCGCUGCACUUUCCACCAACUGGGGGUCACCUGGAUGAAAGAUGGCCACGCCCUCUCAGAGACCGGCCCCGCCCUUCGGCUCAGCUCUCUGACUGCAAAGGAUUCUGGGAACUACACCUGCAGUGUGAAGAUGGGUGCCGACAGGUGUUCUCAGCCGUACAGGCUGCACGUGGAGCCUGAAGGCGAAGGACCCGUGAAGCUGAUCAUCGGUGUGGUGUUCGGUCUCCUGCUGGCUCUCGUCAUUCUCAUCAUGGUCAUCUUCAUCAUUAAAAGUACUUCAGGUGGUUCAGGUCUUUGGUUGAUUAACAGGAAGUGGACUGCAGCACAUGGAUCUCAGCGAGCUGUGGGAGCUGACGUGGAACAGAAGCAUCCUGUCUACAGUAACGUCCUGUCGCCCGCUCAGCAGGGAGGCGGCGACCAAUGGGAAGUCAGCCAAGCUGUGGAGGAAGUCAGCUACGCCUCGGUCCAGUUCACACACAAGAACCACAACAGUCAAGUUGAGCUUCACUUCCGGCGUGAGAGGUCACGUCACCGGCUGAAGAUGGCGGCGCCCGCCGAGUUGUUUUGCUGGGAAGGAUCCUGGGGCUUACCGUCCGUGGACCCGGACUGUCUGGUGGUUCUGGUGAGUGUCCGUACGGACUGUCUGCUGGUUCUGGCCUACGCUCAGUUUGCUGGAGCUCCUCUCAAGCUGAAGAAGAUCUCAAACCCGUGGAGGAGUCCGAGUGGAUCACUUCCUGCUCUGAGGACCAAUCAGAAAGAGACGUUGUCCAGGCCCUCUGACAUCAUCAUCUAUCUCAGGAAGCAGAAAUAUAAUGCAGACUUCGACCUGUCGGCAAAGGAGGGGGCCGACAGUUUGGCGUUCAUCUCUCUGAUGGAGGAGAAGCUCAGGCCGGCUCUGAUCUACACGUUCUGGAUUGAGACGAAGAAUUAUGUGGACGUGACCCGCCGCUGGUACGCCGAGCACAUGCCGUUCCCUCUGAACUUCUUCGUGCCCGGACGGAUGCAGCACGGCCAGCUGGAAAAACUGCGACUGCUGCGAGGAAACGAGAGCCUGGAGGCCGGAGAGGAGCUGGAGAAGGAGUUGUACCGUGAUGCUGCAGAGUGUAUGAACCUGCUGUCCCAGCGCCUUGGCUCACACAAGUUCUUCUUUGGAGACUCGCCAUCAUCUCUGGACGCCUACGUGUUCGGUCAUUUGGCGCCCAUCCUCAAGUCCAAACUGCCUAACGGGAAACUGCAACAGCACCUGAAGUCUCUUGAAAACCUGACCAACUUCUGCACCAACAUCCUGCUGCUGUACUUCCCCCGAGAUGGCCGAGAGAGCUCCAGUCAGAAGACGUCCUCUCAGCCUGAAGGUGGAGACUUCGACCACGUCCCCAACAAACGGAGGAAGCAGUUCCUGUCAGCGCUGGUAGCUCUGGGUGCCAUGCUGAGCUAUGCCCUCCUGACCGGGAUGGUGUCCAUCCAACAUGUCCAGCAGGAGGCGCUGGAGGCGCCGCCAGACCUGCAGACCAUUGGAUCCCACGAGGAGGAAGAGGGAGAUGGCUGAGACGCAGGUCAAUAUGACGGGACUUCAUGGACAGUAGUGAAAAUGUUGAGGAAAUAAUCAGAAAACCAUUGGAGGUCAAUAAUCAACGUAUCAGCAGACAGGAAGUCGAUGUUGGUGCUGGUUUAUGUACAAAAAAUCAUUUUUUUUUAAAUUUCUGUUUAACUUUUGUUCAUUUUUUUUAAACGUUGGCUUUUCCUUAAACAAAUUAUUUAAAAAAAAAUUGUCUUUUUUUUCUUUCUGCCUUCAACAGAAUAUUCACAUGAUAACAACAAAUAAUAAAUCUACAGAUGGAAUAACACCAAA